GAAUAUGCGUUCCUUAUGUUUUCAAAAUCAUACCGCAAGCGAUGCAUUUUAACGUUCAUAAUGAGUGUGGGUGUCUUAACAAACUUCCCACGCCAGACGAUCUUUAAAGUCCAGACGGAUUACCAGGACGUGUACUCAAAACAUGUGCUGAGCAGCUGGCAAGCGUCUUCACUGACAUUUUCAACCUAACCCUGACCUGGUCUGUAAUACAAACUUGUUUCAAGCAGACCACCAUAGUCCCCUUGACCAAGAAUUCCAACGUAACCUGCCUAAAUUACUAUCACUCUGUAACACUUGCAUGUAUAUAAAUGCUUUGAAAGGCUGGCCAUUGCUCAAACAGAUGACGCAAUCUCUAUUGCACUCCACACUGCCCUCAGCCAUUUGGAUAAAUGGAAUACCUAUGUAAGAAUGCUGUUCAUUGACUAGAGCUCAGCAUUCAACAUCAUAGUCUCCUCCAAGCUCAUCACCAAGCUCAGGACCCUGGGACUGAUCACCUCCCUCAUCAACUGGAUCUUGGACUUCCUGACGGGCUGUCCCCCUCCAGGCGCUGAGGGUAGGCAACAACACAUCUGCCACACUGACCAUCAACCCGGGGCCCCUCAGGGUUGUGUGCUUAGUCAGAGACCUGGCAAUGUGGUGCCAGCGCAACAACCUCUCCCUCAACGUCAGCAAGAGAAAGGAGCUGAUCGUGGACUACAGGAACAGAGGGAGAAGCAGUCUGCACCCGCCAUAGAGGGUGUCUUUGGUAAGGACUGGUGCAUGGACCUAUGGAGAAAUGGAGACUCUAUCCCUCAGGAUAAAGAGACAAUUGGAUCGGUCAUUUUGGGCGAUGGUGACGUCACUCAGGCAAUAGACUUGGUGAACAAUGAGCCCGAGUUGGUGUUUAUCAAAGAGGAGCUGUUUGAGGAUCAGCCAGUGGACCAGCAGAGGGGACAUGCAAGCAACAGAAAAAGGAGUGUAGCAGUGGAGGAUGCUCCAGCAGUAGAGAGAACAGCUGCCAGUCAACUUCACCUAUACCAGGGGGACUUGAACACAUACCCUUCAAUGCCUGACCCUGCAGGCAGCCAUCAGGUACAGCCUGACACAGAGCAGCCCACAUCCGUUGAGAGCCUCAUGGAAGACCCCACUCUGGCUGGUCUGGUUGACAACACACCAGAGCCUGGCCCUGACACAGCCGACGGAAUGUACAUGGACUAUCCUCCCCGCAACACAUACGCACCAAGAAACCGGCCAAGCCUCCAGCAGGGAACUGGAAAAGACCCGAAGCAGCAGUUUGACUGUUUGUUUUGUGGGAAGAGCUUUGGUUAUUUAAGCUACUUGAAAGUCCACAUCAGACGCCACUCUGGAGAGAAACCGUUUGGCUGCACAGUUUGCGGGAAGCGCUUCGCUCAGAAGACGUACCUGAAGCUCCAUCAGCGUACACACUCCGGAGAGAAACCCUACAGUUGCACAGAAUGUGGGAAGAGUUUCUCUCAGAAGAGUUCGUUGAACGUCCACCUCCGGAGUCACACAGGGGAGAAGCCUUAUAGCUGUGUCGACUGUGGGAAGAGCUACACCUAUAAACACGGUUUUAACACACACCAAUGUUUCAAUUAAGGGAUUAGGGAGUAGUCAUUUUAUAUUGUCAAUUUGUUUUAUUUACAUUUCAACCUUGUUUUGAAAACUGGCAACCGAAACAUCUUUAACCUUAUUGUAAUCAUGGUGGUUUUCAGUAGGUCACGUUUGUUUUUAAACUGUUGCGCUACUGUGUGCCCUUAUGAACAUUACCCAGCUGUUACUCUUCACUACAUGGCAGAGAACUGUUCCAUUCAAGUUUUCCCUCUGCGCCGUCCGUAGGAUUGCACACACUGUGCCUUCUUGUCACACAAUUGGCAAGAGACUAUGCCCCACUGUUAGAUGAAGAGAUUUGAGUGACAUUUUUUGAACAGUGGUUGUUUGUGCUACUGUGAAGAAUGCCAGUGUGGUAGACCGAUCAUGUAAACGUGUGCCAAAUAAUUUGUCAUGAAUUAUGAAAUUAAAGUAAUGCGUACAGUAA
Oncorhynchus keta (chum salmon) is the source of this 2035-nucleotide messenger RNA. RefSeq names its product zinc finger protein 567-like. NCBI's taxonomy places the organism in Eukaryota, Metazoa, Chordata, Actinopteri, Salmoniformes, Salmonidae. The coding region runs from base 760 to 1596 and encodes 278 amino acids. Gene Ontology annotation, biological process: regulation of transcription by RNA polymerase II. The transcript has 4 exons. The record is from RefSeq and is a predicted model, not a curated record. Gene Ontology annotation, molecular function: RNA polymerase II cis-regulatory region sequence-specific DNA binding; DNA-binding transcription factor activity, RNA polymerase II-specific.